AUGUCAUAUUUGAGGGCGACAAGAGUAGCAUCGAGAGUGAGAUUUCUCUCCACAAAACAGUCCACCUCCUCAAUACAAGAGAUUGACAAAUACAAUGACCUUCCACCGAAUUCGCGAGUGUUUUCAAUGAUUCAACCAACAGGCAGAAUACAUUUGGGCAACUACUUGGGUGCAGUUAAGAGUUGGAGGACCUUGUCCAAUACUAAUCCUGAUAGUGAGUUCAUCUUUGGUAUUGCAGAUCUACAUGCAUUUACCACUCUCAAACCCGCUACUGAGUUGAAAGAGAAUAGAUAUCAAGCAAUUGCAAGUCUAUUAGCCAGUGGUUUAGAUGUUAGCAAAUGUGUCUUAUACUUUCAAUCUGCUGUACCUGAGCAUCUGGAGUUGAAUUGGUACCUAACAUGUAUGACCAGUAUGGGACAAUUAAAUAGAAUGACACAAUGGAAACUGAAAGCACAGCAAUCACAAACAAGUUCAAUCACAGAUGAGAAGGUAAUGGAGUCAACAAAAGCUGGAUUAUUUUGCUAUCCAGCCUUGCAAAAUGCUGACAUUUUGCUAUAUAGAUCAACCCAUGUUCCAGUAGGAGACGAUCAAUCGCAACAUUUGGAGCUUUGCAGAAACAUUGCCAAACUAUUCAAUAAUACAUACGGUGUCGACUAUUUCCCCUUGCCAAAAACUUUAUUAACUCCAGCAAAAAAAAUUCUUAGUUUGAAAAACCCAGAAAAGAAAAUGUCCAAAUCUGAUCCUGUGCAAGCAUCUUGUGUUUAUGUGACCGAUUCGCCUGAACAAAUUCAAUCAAAGAUCAAAAAAGCAACCACAGACUCGAUUCAAGGAGCUUGGAACUAUGAUCCAGUAUCAAGACCAGGUAUAUCAAACUUGAUCAAUAUUAUAUCGGGCUUGACAAAUGAGUCAAUUGACAACACUGUUGCCAAUUUACAUCAUUUAAAAGACCACAAGAGUUUAAAGGAUUACGUUGCCGACUUGAUCGUCAAUGAAUUCGAUGACAAGAGGCAAUUGUAUGAUGAACUUCUCCAAAACAAAGAUUACCUUGAACAAGUUUGUAAACAAGGAAGAGACAAAGCUAGAGAAAUGGCUCUGGUAAACAUUGGCGAGAUCAAAACCAUCAUAGGGAUGGACUAA
Lodderomyces parapsilosis is the source of this 1137-nucleotide messenger RNA. RefSeq names its product tryptophan--tRNA ligase (gene MSW1). The record is from RefSeq and is a predicted model, not a curated record. NCBI's taxonomy places the organism in Eukaryota, Fungi, Ascomycota, Pichiomycetes, Serinales, Debaryomycetaceae. Bases 1 to 1137 code for a protein of 378 amino acids. Gene Ontology annotation, biological process: mitochondrial tryptophanyl-tRNA aminoacylation. Gene Ontology annotation, molecular function: tryptophan-tRNA ligase activity; ATP binding. Gene Ontology annotation, cellular component: mitochondrial matrix; mitochondrion. The transcript has a single exon.